AGCAAGAAACGCGCCCUGGUGAAUUCCGGUGUCCUCUUCUUGCAUGCCCUAGAAACAAAUGAUCCAUGGUGGCCGUCGGUAACUGCUGCUGAUGGUAAGGAGCGCGAGGAGGAGUGGUGGUUAUGGUCGUGAGGCGCAGGAAGAUGUCGGUGCGGAUAAAGGCGCUGGACGCGGACAUCCAGGACCCCGUCAUGACGGAGCGUGAGAUGCAGAGCUACAUAGAGGAGCGCGAGGUCGCCGGAUGGGAGGCCGCGUGGAAGACCGAGCUCUCCCGCCGCAAGGCUGAGAUUGCACGGCAAGAGGCAAGGCUGAAAGUAGACAGGGAGAACCUAGAGAAAGAGAAAAGCCUCCUGAUGGGAACUGCUUCAAAUCAGGACAACCAAGAUGGUGCACUUGAGAACCCAAGGAUCGCCUCCAUUAUUAAGCAGCUCGGCAGGCCCUCAUGCCGCUGCCCGCUGGCUCCCAACAAUAAACCAGAGAUCUCAGUGGGCACCGCUAUCACAACCAGCACCACACGGAGAUGA
Messenger RNA from Lolium rigidum, 524 nucleotides. RefSeq lists its product as uncharacterized. The coding region runs from base 123 to 524 and encodes 133 amino acids. NCBI's taxonomy places the organism in Eukaryota, Viridiplantae, Streptophyta, Magnoliopsida, Poales, Poaceae. The transcript has 2 exons. The record is from RefSeq and is a predicted model, not a curated record.